AUGAAAGCAACAGGUAUUCAAAAUUUUGCAUCUACAAGUCCAGGUGGGAAUCGCAUUAAGUUUGGUUUGGUAGGUUUUACGGUUGGCCUUAUAGCAGCAUCCCUCUUUGCGAUCAAGGUGGUAGAGAGACAAAGGCGGGAGCUGGAUUGGUCUGACAGUGUUUUAGAACUCACAAGGUCAAUACGUAAAUUGGAGAAGCACGUCAAGCAUCUUGAGGACAACCAAUCAUCGCAGAAACACAGUGGUUCUAGAAGUGAAAAUUAA
Molecule: messenger RNA, 264 nt
Organism: Lachancea mirantina
Lineage: Eukaryota; Fungi; Ascomycota; Saccharomycetes; Saccharomycetales; Saccharomycetaceae
Source: the annotation of a GenBank genome assembly